GGGUUUGAGUUACUGCCGGUUUAUCUGUUCACUCGGCAUUCUCAUUUGGGCGUUUCUUGAAGAAGUUGCAGCAUCUUCUUAAUCAGCCGUCAUGGGGAAGACUAGAGGAAUGGGAGCUGGACGUAAGUUGAAGUCCCACCGUAGAAGGCAGAGAUGGGCAGAUAAGUCAUAUAAGAAAUCCCAUCUUGGUAAUGAGUGGAAAAAGCCUUUUGCAGGGUCAUCUCAUGCGAAAGGAAUUGUGCUCGAAAAGAUUGGAAUUGAAGCCAAGCAGCCAAAUUCUGCUAUUAGAAAAUGUGCUCGUGUUCAACUGAUUAAAAACGGGAAGAAGAUUGCUGCUUUUGUACCUAACGAUGGCUGCCUCAAUUACAUUGAGGAAAAUGACGAAGUGUUGAUUGCGGGAUUUGGACGUAAGGGUCAUGCUGUGGGAGAUAUUCCUGGUGUUAGGUUCAAAGUUGUGAAAGUUUCUGGGGUUUCACUUUUGGCUCUCUUCAAGGAGAAGAAAGAGAAGCCGAGGGGGUUGAUUAGAAUCAUCUCGACGAUGCUAUUGAUUCUUCUUCAAACAGCUUCAAUGGACAAUAACAAAAUGUGAUAAAAAUUGAUUGAAAUCAACUUCAAUGAUGUAUAA
Molecule: messenger RNA, 625 nt
Organism: Cucurbita moschata (crookneck pumpkin)
Lineage: Eukaryota; Viridiplantae; Streptophyta; Magnoliopsida; Cucurbitales; Cucurbitaceae
Product: 40S ribosomal protein S23
Exons: 5
Coding region: 92-589 (165 amino acids)
Biological process (GO): translation
Cellular component (GO): ribosome; cytosolic small ribosomal subunit
Molecular function (GO): structural constituent of ribosome
Source: RefSeq, a predicted model, not a curated record